Messenger RNA from Lucilia cuprina (Australian sheep blowfly), 1001 nucleotides. RefSeq lists its product as uncharacterized. The transcript is spliced from 2 exons. The coding region runs from base 129 to 611 and encodes 160 amino acids. NCBI's taxonomy places the organism in Eukaryota, Metazoa, Arthropoda, Insecta, Diptera, Calliphoridae. The record is from RefSeq and is a predicted model, not a curated record.
AAAAUUAUUUUAUUUCCCAAAGUUGCGCGAUUUGGUUGUGUGUUCUUAAGCAGAGAAAUUCUCUCCAUCAAAAAAAACAAGAAAUUAAAUAAAAAAUAUAUCAAAACUAAAAAAAAAAGAAAAUAAAAAUGGCAGUUUGUGAAGCUCAAUUGGAUACAAGUGGUUUUUAUUAUACAGCUUUAGAUACUUUAAUGGAUAGUUUGCAUAUAAGUUCUACACCCAAUUUGGAGCCAGCACGUUGUAAAAAAUUCUUUUCAUUUUGCAGUACCAUCAAACAACAUCCCAAGAGUGAUAAUGUGGUAAAGGAAAAACGCUCCAAUACAAAUAGUAAAGACGAUAAUAAACAAAAUAAUGCCACUACUACUCCAACACGAAAUGCCCGCGAUACACCAAAACGUUCAUUGACCACUACCAGAAAACAAAAGCUAUUUGCCAACACCGAAACUACAGAAGAAUUUAAACCCAAAUCGCGUACUUCUCGCAAUGAUAAAGAUCUAUCACCACAAACUCUAUUGCUCAAGAAGGCGAUCACUAGAUUUGAAUGCCUACAGCGUCGUCAGGAGAGAAUAGCUUUGAGUAAGAAACCUAUACGUACCUCAUUGCGUGUUUGAUUAAAUUAAGGGUAGAAUUUUCUGUUUUUAAAAAAUAUUUUUUAGUUUAAAAUAUUUCUCGUAUAUCAUUCUCAUUUUGUAUUAUUUUGUAGUGUGUGCAAUUUUAAAAGUAUUUAUUCGCCUUAUUAUUGUCGAUUUUCUUAAUUCUUUUUUUAUAAUAAGGCGAGUAUUUAAUUGUGUCAUUUAGUAAAUUUUCACUCAAUUCAGUGUUUCCAUUGCUUUAUUAUUUAAUUAAGAUGAAUCAUCUUAAUUAUUAAACGAUUCUUUUCGAAAUUGUGCUUUAUUAGUAUUUAAGAAUUUUUUAUUAGUGUUAUAGUGAUAAAGUAUGAAUAUGUACUUAAGUUUAAGUAAACAAUAAUUGUGUUCCAAUAAAAUUUUUUUAAGAAUUUU